AUGGGAGCAGUGAAACUGAUUGGAUCUUAUACAAGCCUGUUCUGCACAAGGGUUGAAUGGGCUUUGAAGCUUAAAGAAGUGCAGUAUGAAUACUCAGAAGAUGAUAUAUUCAAUAAAAGUCCCCUCCUUCUCAAGCACAACCCUGCUCACAAGAAGGUCCCUGUUCUUGUCCAUGAUGACAAACCAAUUGCUGAGUCACUUGUCAUCCUUCAAUACAUCGAUGAGACGUGGAAAGAUAAUCUCUUGCUGCCUCAAGAUCCUCAUGAAAGAGCCACAGCUCUUUUUUGGGCUAAAUUUGCUGACGAGAAGCGAAGCUUGAGCUGGGGCUGUUUUGGCGUGGGUUUUGUAUCUAUGGUAAGCUGGGAGGCUAGCAGUGGUGGUUGGGUGGCUGAAAGCAUCCCAGUUAAGCUUGUCUCAUUUGGCCUCAUUCCCUCCCUCUACAACUCUCUGAAAAGCUCAAAGCCUUUUCAAAACACCCAUUAUGAGCAAACUCAACAAUCAUGGCACUUCACGAGACAUCAUCCUUCACUAGCAUCUCCAACAACGUCAUUCUACGAGGUCAAGUUCCUAACAGGGAUCAAAGCAGUAACCUUAGCAUUCGACGCAAAGACAUUUGGUUCACGCAUUUCAUCAAACACCUUCUUCGCAAAAGCAACACUUAGUGACAGGCAGUGUAUGAUAGAAGCAUUUGGGGCUGCCUGGAAAGAGGGAGAAGAAAAGGAGAAGGCCAUAAAGUCUGCACUGGAAUCGUUUGCAUUUCUUGAGAAGCUGAUUCAGGGGAAGAAAUUUUUCAGUGUUAUGGAAGAAGUUGGAGGUAUGAAACUGGUUGAUGCUGAGAAGUUCCCAUCUCUUCUUGAAUGGGCUCAGAACUUGAUUGAAAUCCCACUCAUCAAAGAACGUCUCCCACCAAGAGAUGCUGUCGCCAACUACUUGAAUAUAGUUGCGAGCCACAAGCGUUCCCAGAAGCAGUAA
Molecule: messenger RNA, 972 nt
Organism: Dovyalis caffra
Lineage: Eukaryota; Viridiplantae; Streptophyta; Magnoliopsida; Malpighiales; Salicaceae
Source: the annotation of a GenBank genome assembly